Clunio marinus is the source of this 234-nucleotide messenger RNA. NCBI's taxonomy places the organism in Eukaryota, Metazoa, Arthropoda, Insecta, Diptera, Chironomidae. The record is from the annotation of a GenBank genome assembly.
AUGGACUCAGAAGCUCCUCUACUCGCACUGAUAUCACAAUUCGAACAUUAUAAGCUUUGUGAAAGAAUGACUGUCAGGUGGCAACACUGGAAGAUUGCUUUACUCAAUGAUUGGAAGCUUCCAGGAAAAGAUAAGUUGUGGAUUUCAGAUGAAAAUCACUUCGAACUUUCCCUCAACAUUGUCACUUCAGAAAAAAGAAAAGAAAAACUGCUUAAACUGAUUUGUUUAACUUAA